Molecule: messenger RNA, 1845 nt
Organism: Magallana angulata
Lineage: Eukaryota; Metazoa; Mollusca; Bivalvia; Ostreida; Ostreidae
Product: mitochondrial import receptor subunit TOM40 homolog 1-like
Exons: 7
Coding region: 160-1209 (349 amino acids)
Biological process (GO): protein import into mitochondrial matrix
Cellular component (GO): mitochondrial outer membrane translocase complex; mitochondrial outer membrane
Molecular function (GO): transmembrane protein transporter activity
Source: RefSeq, a predicted model, not a curated record
AGUUGCACGUGCGCAUGCCGGCCGGUAGUUACUAAAUCACACAUGGCCGCGACCACGAGAUAAAAAUAUAGUGUGUAUUUGCCUUAAAAUGCUCGAAUAAUCCCAACUAAAUCGAGGAUAGAAAGAGAAUUUAAAAGGGCAUUAAAAGGGCAUUAAGAAAUGGGCAAUUCUUCAUCCACUCCUGCGGCGCCCCCGCCUUCCAGCUCCACUGUCGCACCACCGCCACCACCUGCAAAUCCUUCACAACCUUCUAGUUUAACGCCACCACCAUCAGCAGAUGUUCCGCCAGAGUUAAAGAUUCCAAAUGUAUUCAAAGAGGAAGUUAGCAACAAUCCAGGCACCUUUGAAGAGCUGCAUAGGAAGUGUAAAGAGCUCUUCCCACAGACAUUUGAAGGUGGUAGAUUCCUGGUGUCAAAGGGAUUAAGUAGUCAUUUCCAAGUUAGUCACACACUGACUAUGUCCCAGUUGUCACCACAAGACUCUGGGUACAAAUUUGGUGCAACGUACAUAGGGACCAAACAAUAUAGUCCCUCUGAGGCUUAUCCAGUUUUGAUGGGAGACAUUGAUCCUUCUUUGAAUUUAAAUGCACAUAUAAUCCAUGCAUUUUCAAAGAAAGUCAGAACUAAGCUUCAGUCAUCGGUGCAGGAAGGAAAAUUCAUGGGUCAGGGUUCUGUGGAUUACCUGGGAGAUGAUUUCUCAACUACACUGACACUAGGAAACAUCGACCUUCUGAACAAAACAGGUGUUAUAGUGGGACACUACCUACAAAGAGUAACAUCUAGUGUAGCAUUAGGAGCCGAACUGGUUUAUCAGAGAGGUCCUAGGGUGCCUGGAGGGGAAAUAACAGUUCUCUCAUUAGCUUCCAAAAUUACUGGUGAAAAUUGGCAAUUUACUGCCAAUGUUUGCCCAUCAGCAGUAGCAGCACAUUGUUGCUACUAUCAUAAAGUCAAUGAACAUUUACACAUAGGAGCCGAGUUGGAGUCUAGUUUAAUGACCCGUGAGAGUGUAGGGAAAGGUUGUUAUCAGCUAGAAAUACCAGGUGGAAACGCCAUGUUUAGAGGUUCUAUUGACACAAAUUGGACUGUAGAAGCUGUGUUAGAAAAGAAGCUUAUGCCGUUACCUUUCACACUACAACUAAGUGGGACAGCUAACUUUGCCAAUAUUCAGAAAAGUCAAUAUCGUUUUGGAAUAGGUCUAGUUCUUGGAUGAAAUUUUUACUUUGAUGUUUACUGUGAUCUUUCUCGGUGGUUUCACUUUGUCAGUGGAACACACUCAUGUAUGUAUAGAGGGGGAGGGGCGUGUUUAUAGUGGUGGUUUAGCCACUGUACUUGUCACCUCUAGAUAAGAGGGGAUUGCAUCCCUGACAUUUUGCUGAAUCUUUUGUACAAGAACCAAACAUUUUAUAGCGAUGUCAUUGAAUAUAAAUAUGCUGUACUUAGUAUGUGUGAAAAUAAACAAUAAUUAGUGUGUGGUAAAUGAUUGUGUUAGAAUGUGAUGUUAAUUAUACAGAUAUAUAUGCAAGACAGAUCAAUAUAUGGCUAUUAACCUCAGGCAUGCACUUCUUCGACAUCAACAAACUGUUAGGAUAAGUUUAUGAAAUGUGGAUCUUUAUUUAUGAAGCAUAGAUUUUGAUGUUGAUUUACUUUAUUCAGUGAAAUGAUUAAUAUAAAUUAUUUUUCAUUUUGAUUGUCCAUCAGUGUCUGAAGUGGGACUUUUUAAUGAGCAUACUUGUUCAGAAUUAUCUGGGCAUUAUUAAAGUUGUAUCAUCACUGCCAUCCAACUUUCAUUAAUGGCAUGCUCUUAAAAUUGCUGAAUAUUUGAUUUGUAAUUAAAACUAUUUUUAAA